GAACGGUGUGCGGGACUGACUACGGUCGCACCGAAUCCACGGUCGAGCGCCGAACAAAUCCAAACAAGAUCCGAGGCUAAAAGUCGCGUCAUUAAUUCGCCGAGGAAGCGAGUACAGCGCCGAAGUUUCCCCAUCUUUUUUUUGUAUCCUUGAGACGAAACAGCGUGCUCCUUUUGGCACACGAACCAGCAGCGGACAGUAGCUGAGACCCCGUCUAUCAGCAUGCAUUGAAACGCCAGAUUAUUCAAUAUAAGCAGCCGCAAAACUCGGGAGUUUAACGUUACUUCUCGUGCCUUUUUUGAAAGAAAAUCCAAAUGGAAUUGGACAGAUAUUUUUGGCAGUCCUGCGACUGACAGUUAAGCGUUGUUGCUGGACACUUUGAACAUGGAUUUAGGUCGGUAAAUUUCAGACAGAACUGUUGCGUCUCUAAAGCUCAUCUCUAUGAUCUGGGAUCAAAAGCGAAAGGAGUCUAGAUUUAAAUCUGACACAUGACCAGGACCGGAUUUCUUCACAAACCCGAACCCCAACACGGGAUUGAUGGUCCUUAUACCUGUGUUCACGUCACUCACCCCUAAUCUGGCGUGAUUUGACCUUUUGUAAGGCUACCAGCUCACUAAUAGAUGACUACAAUAAAACAGUCACGCGCUGCAGUCUACCUAAGUACAAGGUAGCAGCGAUUUUGGUAAAAGAGAAACGUUGGGCCAGAAACUGCAUGUGCAACGUUGUGCGACACCUUUUUUCCUCCAGGCAACCAUAGAAAAAUUGGAUUUGGAAGUUGAGCCAUGGAGCCCCUCCGCCUGGACGCCUAACCUAGUCCUUUUGCAUGUGGUUCGGUAACCCGGAGUACAGUCGAUCGAAAGGAUCUUAUCUUCUUGCUGGCUUGUGUCUCUCCGAGAACCCUGUAAGAUGGCUGGAAGUGGCGGCUCGUGGAAAUAUUACCUCUGGAUUCUGACAACCAUGUGCAGAUACGCGUUACCCGCAGCCAAAUCACUGGAGUCUGUCGUGUGGAAUUCACAAAAUCAAAAGUUUGUGUCUGGAAAGGGCUUGGUGAUCUACCCAGAAAUUGGUGACAAACUGGACAUUAUCUGCCCCAAAGGGGACAUUGGGAGACCGUAUGAGUUUUAUAAACUCUACCUGGUGAAGAAAGAGCAGGCCGAGUCCUGCAGCACCAUACUGGACCCCAAUGUUCUGGUGACCUGCAACAAACCAGAGAAAGACAUCAAAUUCACCAUCAAGUUCCAGGAGUUCAGUCCAAACUACAUGGGGCUUGAAUUCAAACGCCUCACAAACUAUUACAUCACCUCAACUUCUAAUGCAACACAGGAAGGGUUGGAAAACAGAGAAGGUGGAGUUUGUAGCACGAGAUCUAUGAAGAUCAUCAUGAAAGUGGGCCAAGAUCCAAAUGCACCAGAUCCAGAUUUAACGGACCUCCUAGACCGGGACCAGGACAAUGAGAUCAAGGAUCCCACAACCAGCCCUUCCCGCAAGAUAGACCGAGGCAAAGAGAAAGGCAUAGAUGGGAAAGAAUCCACAAUGCCCGACAAAGACCAGAGAAACCAGGAUAGCAGUCCUGGUUCAGUGGAAGGCAUUUUUGCCUCUAAACCAGCUCUCUUUGCUGCAAUUGGAGCCGGUUGUGUCAUCUUCCUCCUCAUCAUCAUCAUCCUCAUCGUCUUGCUCCUCAAGCUUCGCAAGAGAACCCGCAAGCACUCGCAGCCCAGGGGUGGGACUGCCCUGUCACUCAGCACUCUGGCCACGCCCAAAGGAUCCGCCCAGGCUGGCUCAGAACCCAGUGACAUCAUCAUCCCCCUGCGGACAUCAGAGAAUAACUACUGUCCACACUAUGAAAAAGUGAGCGGUGACUAUGGGCACCCCGUCUACAUAGUGCAGGAAAUGCCACCCCAGAGCCCUGCCAAUAUCUACUACAAAGUCUGAGAGAACGAGAGCGAAGCAACCGCAAUAAGAACCUGUUUUUGUAAGGUAUUCUGACUCUUUUUUUUCAUUACCUAACCCCGUCUGCUCCGCGUGCAAGAGGAUGGAGAGGGAGAAGUGGAAAGGAGGAAUGAAAAAGACUACGUGGAUGAUAUUCCUCUCAGAUUUCCUUCCCUCCGUCCCUUUUCCGAACACUACACUGUGUGUAUGUGUGUGUGCCGGUCGCUCUCGAUAUGUGCGUGAAAUGGUAGAAAACCUCCCCAAGUUGCGUGGCACUCAGGCACGGACUUCACUGCUGAAGAACAGCCGACAAGCAGUCACAGAAGGACGCUACAGUGACAUCACAAAGCAGGAAGCUCUCAUUCCUGUGUGGUUUUUGUACCUUUACAACCCUUUGCUUAGCUUUUUGCCUCUUUUUCGUCUCUCACUCCAUCAGUGUUUUGUUUUUAUCAGUAUCAAUCCAAUUCUUGCAGCUUUCAAAGUCUCGCUCAAAGAAAUGUCUUAAGCACUGUUACUAAAGCUCUCAGUAUGUCCUCUCAUCUCAUUUCCUAGCGUCUCUCCAGACACUCAUUCAUUUUACAUGCUGUAGAGGCAAUUGAACAAACACACUGACACUCAUACAUGCACUUUGGUGUUCAUGGGUCAGUAACAAACAGCCUCUCGGUGGAAAAGUAAGUGAGUGAAAUAGGGAAUUUAAUAUGUAAACACCAGUGUCAGACCUUCCAGAAGUCCCAGUCUGCCUUUUGUUCAUUUAAGAAACAGUUCAGUUGAAAUCCUCUCCCCUCUCAGCCGAAGACAAGUAGAUAUCUGUUGUCAGUGAUGCGUGAGGUGCUAAUAUUUGUAUUUUGCCAUUAUUUUUUUUUAUUUCUUAUUCUAUCUCCCAAAGGUUUGUAGGUCAAAAAAAAUCUUAAGGGAUUUGCCUCUACACCAUGAGCCUAUGACCUCUUUUCAGUCUCAAAACAUGCUAACGCAUAUCUUUGCAUAAUUUAGCUCACUAAUGUCUUUUUUGUGUGUGUGUAUAAUUCACGUCUCGCUGUUUGGAAGUAGACGUGGGCUCUAACCAGUAUGACCGUGUGUAUGUGGAGUACCAUGCAGAAGCCAAAAAUCUAUCGACAUACAUGUGAAAUUAUGCCUUCACCUCUCCAUCCUCUAAGAUAUGCACAUCACUUAUUCCAGUUUGCAUACAAACACACGCAGAAAAAAAACCCCGUAAUCAUCUACGAAUCCUGGAAAAUGUAGUGCUAGAUCUAUUUUUGUAUGGACUGCACGUGAAAUGAUAAACAGUAAACAGUGGCGGCAGGUGCGUUUACGCCUAUGCUAAUUUAAAAUUAGCAGCAUUUGCAUCUGGCCUCAAGCGCAGCCAAUCAGAGGAAGCCUGAUAUUUCUCUGUAGCUUUCUCGUAAAAUAGAUUUUUGAAAUUAUAUUUCGAUUAGGGUUUAUUACUUGUGUUUUUUGUCGUCAAUUCCUCUUAAUUUAGUUUCUAAAGCCCGAGAUUAUGUAAAUAAUGUAUGUUGGGAGAAAAUGUUGAAUAUAAAGUUCCAUUUUAUUAUAGACCCUGUUAAUUAAAAUAUAAUUAGGAUUUUUGAAAGUGCAAAAGCUUUUGUAAAUAGUCUUUUUUGGAAAAAAAAGACAUUUUGUAAGUAAAAUGUUUCAUGGUUUUCUCUUUAUUUUAAAUUGUUUUUUUUUUUCCCGUUUCGGUUGGUUUUUGAUUAAGGAGACUUAGAGGUCCCUGUAGAACGGGUUUUAAAAGGUCAGCCUAAAGAAGCAUAAAGACAUGCAAGUCCCUUCACAUACACACACGCACAUACACACACUUUAUCCUCCCUAUUACACCAGGGAAUGGUAUUUUUGUUUUGUUUCAUUUUUACAAAUGCUGUGAUGGAACCAGGUCAAAUAUUCCAUGACAUGGUUCAUGGAGGAGGAAAAGAGGAGAGAGAAACAGUUAUUACUCAAGAAAUCCUUAAAUACACACACACUUACAGACUGACAUACCAUUCUUAUAGCACACAAUACAUACACUAUAUAUAAACACCAUUAGAUACAGGGCAAGCACCAGCAAACUACAUUAAAAAAAAAAAUGAAACCAGCAACAGCUUGUGCAACUAAACUGAAUAUUUAUGUAUGUUUGUCUGAGUGUUUGGCAAAUCAGGUCUUUACGAUUGACAUUAGAAGAGCACUUUUUGAAAUUCAUGGCUUUGUAUUUACCAUUGAAAUGCAGGGGUGAACUGACCAGUCAGCUUGUGAAAGCGAGCAAGUCGAAGUAUUGCACUGCAAAAAUAAAUAAAUAAAUAAAACGAAAUCAGUUUAGAUAUUUUACUGUUUUUUUUUGUUUUUGCAGUGCAUAAAGUUAACCCAAUUUUGGCAUCUCUGUACAUUAUUUAACAGCAAAAGCUAUGAAUAGAUUGUGUAGUUUAUGGAUCAGCACUGCUGUGGUGAGAACUUAUUCAGUGACUGACUGUCUUUUGCUGCAGGCUUUUUGCAGCUUAGCGGCACACUUAGCAGCUGUAAGGAAUACACUUCUUUGACGUUUGUCUGUACCACAAUAAUAGAGUGAAAAAAGUCAGCCAUCUUGUUUACCGGAAAAUAGUUGAGGCUUUGAUUCCUCCCUAAUGCUGCGGUUUGACACCAGUGAUGUUGUGUGAAUCUUUCAGACAUCUGUUAAUAGCAUUUCUCCCAAUGAAGUUGACUUAUUUGUGGAGAACUUAUUCACCUAAACACAUGCAAACAACCCCCCCCCCCUCCCCCGGCAAAGAGACAGAUUGGUGGUGCCUUUUGACCCUGUGAGGAUUAACACAAUAUUAUGAGAGAGACAAAUCUAAUGAGAAAACCUUUUCCCUGGCCUAGAUUCAUCCCCAUCACACACAGUUCAUCCACUCUUUCACAAAAAUGACUUGUUCAUAGCGCGGGUCAGUGCAGUGCUGAGGCCGUUAGGCCAACCGCGACACCCACAAAAAAUGUUCAGAAAAAAGCUUAUGCUGCACAAUGUUUCCUCCUGCUGUUGCUGAUUUUUUAAUUAUUAUUCAGUGAACUACAUUAUUAUUGUUAUAAUUUUUCUUUUACUACGUUUUUGUUGCAGAUUUCAGUAUUAUUGAUUUAAGUUUUGAUGUAUGUGUUGGCAGUGCUGACGCCCCUGUGGCGACACUGUUUUUUUUUUUGGUAGAAUUCACAGUGUCCUCAGAGUUCCCCGAUAUAUGACACUAAAGCCAAGUCUCAGCCCUCAGAAAGCAUUUUAAAAGGAUAAAUAAAGUUUUUUCCUAUGGAA
Molecule: messenger RNA, 5191 nt
Organism: Pimephales promelas (fathead minnow)
Lineage: Eukaryota; Metazoa; Chordata; Actinopteri; Cypriniformes; Leuciscidae
Gene: efnb1
Product: ephrin B1
Biological process (GO): ephrin receptor signaling pathway; axon guidance
Cellular component (GO): plasma membrane
Molecular function (GO): ephrin receptor binding
Source: RefSeq, a predicted model, not a curated record